GCUGGGAAACACACACACACACACACACACACACACUCACACGCGUGCGCGCCACGGCCUACCCAGAACACCCUCCCCUGGACACACCCUGCCGGGGAUCACUGCUUCUCUUUUUUUUCCAUUCCGAACCAUCGCCCACGCCGCGUGGAGAGAAAUCUCUCUCUCUCAUCAUCAUCAUCAUCGUCCCGAAGAAAACCCUCUUCUCCUCAUUUUCUCUCGUUUUAAGGAAACCUACCAUCUCCUGGGCUGAGAAUUACGCCCAAGAGAAGGCUCCUUUUUCCUUUUUUCUUUUUUUUUUCUUUUGAUUUCGGAAAUCGAAAUUUUGUUUAAUUGAGCCACAUAUCAACCAGGCUAAAGAAUAGUAAACCUCCAGCUGGCCUGAAGACCUGCGGAACGAAGGACCUAGAUCUUGCUCAUCGUUGUACAAGAAUGGUUACUAUAAUCAGCACCAUGGAAACUCAGGUGUCCAAUGGUCCAAGCGGAACCAGUAUGCCCAAUGGCCCAGUCAUCAGUACCAACGGCGCCACAGAUGACAGCAAGACCAACCUGAUCGUCAACUAUCUGCCUCAGAAUAUGACCCAGGAGGAGUUCAAGAGCCUUUUCGGGAGCAUCGGCGAGAUCGAGUCCUGCAAACUGGUCAGAGACAAGAUCACAGGUCAGAGCCUGGGCUAUGGCUUCGUAAACUACGUCGACCCCAACGAUGCUGAUAAAGCCAUCAACACACUCAACGGUCUCAAACUGCAGACAAAAACAAUCAAGGUAUCCUAUGCCAGACCCAGCUCGGCAUCCAUUCGUGACGCUAACUUGUAUGUGAGUGGCUUACCCAAGACCAUGAGCCAGAAGGACAUGGAGCAACUGUUCUCGCAGUAUGGCCGGAUCAUCACCUCGCGCAUCCUGGUGGACCAGGUCACAGCAGGCCUAUCUCGAGGAGUGGGUUUCAUCCGCUUUGACAAGAGGAACGAGGCAGAGGAGGCCAUCAAAGGCUUGAACGGCCAGAAGCCCCUGGGAGCGGCAGAGCCCAUCACGGUCAAGUUUGCAAACAACCCGAGCCAGAAGACGGGUCAGGCCCUGCUCACACAACUGUACCAGACAGCCCGCCGCUACACUGGGCCCCUGCACCACCAGACCCAGCGCUUCAGACUCGACAAUUUACUAAACGCCACCUACGGAGUCAAGAGCUCUCCUUCUCUCUUCCCCAGAUUCUCCCCCAUCACCAUCGACAGCAUGACCAGCCUGGCAGGGGUAAACCUGACCGGCCCCACUGGGGCAGGCUGGUGCAUCUUCGUCUACAACUUGUCCCCCGAGGCCGAUGAGAGCGUCCUCUGGCAGCUGUUUGGUCCGUUCGGUGCUGUCACCAACGUCAAGGUGAUCCGCGACUUCACUACCAACAAGUGUAAGGGCUUUGGCUUUGUCACCAUGACCAACUAUGAUGAGGCUGCCAUGGCCAUCGCCAGCCUCAAUGGCUAUCGCCUGGGUGACCGCGUGCUGCAGGUCUCAUUCAAGACCAGCAAGCAGCACAAGGCAUGAGUGGGAGGGGCCAGGGCCUGGUCACUACCGCUCCUCAGCCUGCAGGGGGAGCCAGCAAGCUCCCUGCAAAUUCACUCUACAUGGGCAUGGACUGAGUCUCUCUCUGACACUCAUUCAACACACACACAGACAUUCACACAUGGACACGUUAUGUACACAUACACCCCACACACGC
Messenger RNA from Electrophorus electricus (electric eel), 1702 nucleotides. It is a transcript of the gene elavl3, whose product is annotated as ELAV like neuron-specific RNA binding protein 3. Gene Ontology annotation, molecular function: RNA binding. Gene Ontology annotation, cellular component: ribonucleoprotein complex. Lineage: Eukaryota; Metazoa; Chordata; Actinopteri; Gymnotiformes; Gymnotidae. The record is from RefSeq and is a predicted model, not a curated record.